This is a messenger RNA of Neogale vison (American mink), 2124 nucleotides long. RefSeq lists its product as uncharacterized. NCBI's taxonomy places the organism in Eukaryota, Metazoa, Chordata, Mammalia, Carnivora, Mustelidae. Gene Ontology annotation, molecular function: zinc ion binding; nucleic acid binding; aspartic-type endopeptidase activity. The record is from RefSeq and is a predicted model, not a curated record. Gene Ontology annotation, biological process: virion assembly; proteolysis.
AUGGGGCAAAACCAGAGUACCUCCUUAACCCUUCUAAUUAGCAAUUUUAAGGAUGUUAAAAAGAGAAGUCAUAACCUUAGCUUGGAUAUUCAAAGGAGUAAACUGAUUACCUUUUGCCAUUCCGAAUGGCCCGCCUUUGAUGUGGGAUGGCCUCCGGAGGGCACAUUCUGCCUCCCUGUUAUCGCCAAGGUAAAAUCCAAAAUCUACCUCCCGGGCCGAGAAGGACACCCAGGUCAGAUCCCCUAUAUCUUGGUAUGGCAGGACCUUGUUGAAAAUCCACUCUCUUGGUUGGCCCCUUUCUUGUCUCUGGCAAUAUGUAAAAUACUGGCCACCAAGGCCACCAACCCCUCUAAGCUAAAGCUACCAUCUGCGCCCGUGUUAUCGGAUAGUCAGGAUCUUCUGUCCCUGGAUCCUCCACCCUACCUCCCGCCACCCGCUAAUCCCCAGGCACCUCCGGUGCCCCCUCCUGUGGUGCAGGAAGAACAGGAGGCGGCAGCCGCCUCUGGUGCUGCUGAUAGUGAAACUCACUAUGAAGGACCAGCGGGCAGGACGAGGGGGCGCACUCAAUGGGAGGCAAACCCACACCUCCCUGAUUCCACCAUCGCGCUGCCCCUGAGGGAAAUAGGACCCCCUGAUGACACUGGUAACCCUAGACUUCAGUAUUGGCCUUUUUCCACUAGUGAUUUGUAUAACUGGAAAGCUCAAAAUGCCCACUUCUCUGAUAACCCCUGAGAUUUAAUUGCUCUUUUGGACAGUGUAAUGUUUACCCAUCAGCCCACCUGGGACCACUGUCAGCAACUUCUCCAAAUCCUGUUCACCAUGGAGGAAGGAGAAAGAGUCCAGGAGGAAGCCAGAAGGCUGGUUCCAGGAGACAAUAGCCAGCCCACUGUCAACCCUGACCUGAUUAAUGCUGCUUUUCCUCUCACCAGACCCCCACAGGAUGGCUGGAACUACAACAUGGCAGAAGGUAGGGGAAGGCUACAAAUUUAUCGCCAGACUCUAAUGGUGGGUCUCCGGGCCGCUGCUCGCAAGCCCACUAAUUUGGCCAAGGUAUAUACUGUAUUACAGGGAAAAACAGAAAGUCCAGCAGGGUAUCUAGAGAGAUUAAUGGAAGCCUUUAGGCAGUUUACCCCCAUGGACCCUGAGGCACCUGAGAAUCAGGCAGCAGUGAUUAUGUCCUUUGUGAACCAGGCAGCCCCAGACAUUAAGAAAAAAUUACAGAAAUUAGAGGACUUAGAAGGGAAACAGAUCCAGGAUCUACUUAGGAUCGCCUAGAAGGUUUUUAAUAAUCGAGAAGCACCAGAAGUAAAGCAGUUAAAGGUCAGGGAAAAGACUAAAGUCUUGGCGGCAGUAGUACAGCAGGACAGCCCCCCACUGCGUGAAGACAGAUCCUCUCCACACCCCUUAAGGCGGGACUUAUGCAAGGAUCAAUGUGCCUGUUGUAGGCAGUUGGGCCAUUGGGCCAGAGAUUGCCCAAAUAAACGGGGCAAAAAGUCACAACAAUGGCACCCCAGGUCUUCCUCUGAGGUGCUGGUCACCCGAGACUCGGAGGACUAGGGGAGUCGGGGUUCAGACCUCCCCGAACCUAGGGUAACCCUACAAGUGGAGGGGACUCCAGUUCAGUUCCUUGUUGACACAGGGGCUCAACACUCAGUAUUGACAGAGACCAAAGGUAAAAUGUCCACCCAUACCUCGUGGGUGCAGGUGGCUACAGGGGUAAAAAGAUAUCAUUGGACAACAAAAAGGACUGUGGAUUUGGGGACAGGAAAAGUGACCCACUCUUUUUUGGUCAUUCCUGAAAGUCCAUGCCCCCUGUUAGGAAGGGACCUAUUGACAAAAAUGGGAGCCCAAAUCCACUUCUCACCAAAUGGGCCCAAAGUGACAGACUCCCAAAAUAAAGCAAUAUCUCUCUUGACCCUGACCUUGGAUGAUGAGUAUAGACUCUACCAGGAGCCUGCCCCUCCUAACCAGGAUAUGGACUCUUGGCUCCAGAGCUUCCCACAAGCAUGGGCAGAAACUGGAGGAAUGGGACUGGCUAAGCACCGCCCAGCUCUUUACAUAGAAACUAAACCUGGAGUUGACCCUGUCCGAGUAUGGCAAUACCCCAUGCCCUUGGAAGCAUGA